AAGGAUGAUGCUGAUGAUGAUGAUUAUGAUAAUUAUGAUUAUCACGACGAUGAUGAUAAUGAUGAUGAUGAUGAUGAUGAGUAUGAUGCUGAUGAUGAUGAUGUUUCGAAUGAUGAUUUGAUGAUGAUGAUGAUGAUGAUGAUGAUGAUGAUGAUGAUGAUGAUGAUGAUGAUGGUGAUUCAUGAUGAUGAUGAUGAUGAUGAUGAUGAUGAUGAUGAUGAUGAUGAUGAUGAUUAUGAUGCACAUGUUUACGAUGAUGAUGAUGAUGAUGAUGAUGAUGAUGAUGAUGAUGAUGAUGAUGAUGAAGAUGAUUCAUGA
This is a messenger RNA of Echinostoma caproni, 318 nucleotides long. NCBI's taxonomy places the organism in Eukaryota, Metazoa, Platyhelminthes, Trematoda, Plagiorchiida, Echinostomatidae. The record is from the annotation of a GenBank genome assembly.